UAUGAGGUAUGCAAAAAACCACCUGGUUUUUAAAGUUUGAAACUUUGGCGAGAAAAAGGAAUUCAAAAUUGAAAUUGAAGGGUCUCAUGCGCCUGAACUCUCAUUAUUCAAGCAGCCAUUAAGUGGGGGGGGGGAACUGGUUCGACUUCCACCGCCCGAAUCGCCGCUCUCCGGUUCGCGCUUUUGUUAUCUCAGGUUCAGUCUAUUGGCAAACUCACACAUGCAUUUCUGUUGGGAAAAUUAAAGAAAAUAAGAGGAAAAUGUCACUUCUGAGUAGAUUCUUUUACAAAAGACCCCCAGAUGGGUUGCUCGAAUUCGUAGAGAGAGUAUACGUAUUUGAUUCCUGUUUUUCCACUGAAGUCUUGCCUGAUGAAAUGUACCAAAUAUAUCUACACGAAAUCAUUACUGAGUUACAUGAAGAAUUCCCCGACUCGUCCUUCCUUGCAUUCAACUUUCGGGAGGGUGAGAAACGUAGCCAAUUUGCUGAGAUAUUAUGCGAAUAUGAUGUUACAGUUAUGGAUUAUCCUCGACAGUAUGAGGGUUGUCCACUCCUCCCAUUAUCUCUUAUUCAACAUUUUCUUCGUGUUUGUGAGAGUUGGCUCUUGAAUGACAAGCAACAAAAUGUUAUUCUUCUCCAUUGUGAGAGGGGAGGUUGGCCACUCUUGGCUUUCCUUUUAGCUAGCUUUCUCAUUUUCAGAAAACUGCAUAGUGGGGAACGCAAGACGCUUGAAAUUGUACAUCGAGAAGCUCCUAAAGGUUUAUUGCAGCUUUUGUCGCCUUUAAAUCCUCUCCCAUCUCAGCUGCGGUACCUUCAGUACGUGGCAAGGAGAAAUAUAGCUCCAGAGUGGCCACCUCCUGAGCGGGCACUUUCUUUAGACUGUGUUAUACUUAGAGCCAUUCCAAACUUUGAUACCCAAAAAGGCUGCACUCCAGUUAUCAGAAUUUUUGGUCGGAAUCUCCUUAGUAAGGGCGGGCUUUCAACCCAGAUGAUAUUCUCCAUGCCUAGGAAGAAGACACUUCGGAACUACCGUCAAGCAGACUGUGAUGUCAUCAAAAUUGACAUUCAGUGUUUAGUGCAAGGAGAUGUUGUAUUGGAGUGUGUCCACUUGGAUUUGGAUCCAGAGAGGGAAGUUAUGAUGUUCCGUAUUAUGUUCAACACUGCAUUUAUUCGUUCCAACAUACUGAUGCUGAAUUCUGAUAACUUGGACAUUCUAUGGGAUGCAAAGGAGCGCUAUCCAAAAGGCUUCCGAGCUGAGGUAUUGUUUGGGGAGUUUGAGAGCAUUUCUCCUCCUAGAGCUCCAACUACAACUUUGAAUGGUGAGGAGAAAGGUGGAUUGCCCCAUGAUACUUUUUCUAGGGUUCAAGAACUUUUCAAUGGAGUUGAGUGGAUUGAUAGCAAUGAUGAUGCGGCCUUGUGGUUUCUUAAACAGCUCUCUGUCCUAAGUGAUGCGAAAGAAUUGUCAAGGUUUCAAAACAAAAUGAGUUUAUAUUCAUCACCUGCUGACUCUGAAGAAGAAAAUAAUGCAUCUAGCACUGCUGACAGUGCUGAUGAAGCAUUUGACACUGUUUCCAAGGCUUCAGCAGAUUCAACAAAAGCAUUGAUGCUGGACAGUUUUGAUUCUGUACCCUUAUCAUAUGAGAAUGAUGGCCCACCUGAUGCGAACUUUACUUCAGAGCCUCCUGAUCAAGAGUCAUUUGGACCUGUCCUGGAUUCUCUUCAUCAGCAUUCAUUAGAUACAAGUAAAGGACCUCCACCUUGUUCAUUCCCUGAAUCAUUGGCACCAAAAUCCCUAACAACAGAACCAUUACGUCCUGCUCUUCACACUCUACCAUCACCUCCGCCGCCGCCGCCACCACCACCACCACUUCCUUUUAUUGGUGUUAGUAGAGGGUCUUCACCAUCCCCACCACUUCCACCCCUUAGCAUAUCCAGUAAAGAUUCUGUGAACCGCUUACAUUUGACUACUACUAGAGGUCCACCACCGCCGCCGCCACCACCACCACCACCACCCCUUGUUCCAUCUCAUUCUGUCUCUAGCAAAAGCCCACUGCCACCUCCUCCCCCACCUCCACCAACUUCUUCUACAGUGCCACCGCCAACCCCACCGACUCCUCCCUUUAAGUCUAGUCAGCAGUCUUUGCUGCCGCCACCACCACCACCACCACCACCUCCACCUCCUCCGUUUUUGGGAAGUACAACUAACAAGCUACCGCCACCACCGCCUCCCCCUCCUCCUGUAAGUAACAAUCUACAACCAAUAGUGGCACCUCGGCCACCUCCUCCUCCAUUGUCCACUUCUAGUUCUGUUUUUAGAGCACCUCCAGCUCCACCACCUCCUCCUAUGAGUGGUAGCCUUAGUACUAAUAAUAGGGCACCACCCUCGCCUCCUCCUCCUCCACCAUCCACUUCUAGUUCUGUUUUUGGAGCACCGCCAGCUCCACCACCUCCUCCUAUGAGUGGUAGCCUUGGUACUAAGAGUAGGGCACCGCCCCCACCUCCUCCUCCUCCACCGUCCAUUUCUAGUUCUGGGGUUGGAGCACCCCCACCUCCUCCUCCUCCUCCUAUGAGUGGUAGCGUUGGUAAUUAUACUAGGCCACCGCCCCCACCUCCACCUCCUUCAGGACCUACAAGGCCAACCCCACCUCCUCCACCACCUGCACCAAUGCCACCAAGUCGCGGUGCAACAGCAUCUGUGCCUCCACCACCUGGAACAAAGGGCUCUAGUGCACCACCACCACCGCCACCAUCAGUUGGAAGGGGCAAAGCAUCUUCUGGGCUGGGGAUUGUUGGAAAAGGCCGUGCGACUUCUAUUGCCCCAAAGAAAACUUCCUUAAAGCCCUUACACUGGGUGAAAGUUAAUCGAGCAAUGAAAGAGAGUUUAUGGGAGGAUUUUCAGAAACAAGGCAAUCAGCCAAGGGCUCCUGAAAUAGAUAUAUCAGAACUUGAAAGUCUGUUCUCAGCAGCCGCUGCUUCAGAUGUGCAUGGCAGUAAGACUGCUGGUCGACGUGGUUCUAACAUUACCAAACCUGAGAAAGUGCAACUGAUUGACUUGCGACGAGCGUAUAACUGUGAAAUUAUGCUUUCAAAAGUAAAGAUCCCCUUGCCAGAUAUGAUUAAUGCAGUUCUAGCUCUGGAUUCUUCUGUUCUUGACAUUGAUCAGGUUGAGAAUCUCAUUAAAUUUUGUCCUACCAAAGAAGAAAUGGAAACUUUGAAGAACUAUGCAGGCGACAAGGACAUGCUAGGGAAGUGUGAACAGUUUUUCGUGGAGCUAAUGAAGGUUCCACGAGUAGAGUCCAAGUUGCGAGUAUUUGCUUUCAAAAUUACCUUCUCUAGUCAGGUGAAUGAUUUAAGAUCUAAUCUGAAUACAAUCAAUGGUGCUGCUAAUGAGGUGAAGGAAUCUGUGAAAUUGCGACAGAUAAUGCAGACAAUCCUUACUUUGGGAAAUGCCUUGAAUCAAGGCACUGCUCGAGGAUCUGCUGUAGGAUUCAAAUUGGACAGCCUUCUUAAAUUGUCUGAUACCCGUGCAAGAAACAAUAAAAUGACUUUAAUGCAUUAUUUGUGUAAGCUCCUUGCUGAGAAAAUGCCAGAGUUGCUGGAUUUUGAUAAAGAUCUGAUUCAUUUAGAAGCUGCUUCUAAGAUUCAAUUGAAAGCUUUGGCUGAAGAAAUGCAAGCUGUGAGUAAAGGUCUGGAAAAGGUUGAGCAAGAACUUGCUGCUUCAGAAAACGAUGGAGCAAUCUCUGCUGGUUUCCAAAAAGUGCUGAAGAAUUUUCUUGAUACUGCUGAAGCUGACGUAAGGUCGUUAAUCUCCUUGUACUCUGAAGUGGGAAGAAAUGCUGAUUCUUUGUCUCAAUACUUCGGGGAGGAUCCAGCUCGGUGUCCUUUUGAACAAGUGACACAGGUCUUGUUCGUUUUUGUCAAGAUGUUCAAGAAGUCACGAGAGGAAAAUGAAAGACUUGCUGAGGCCGAAAAAAAGAAGCUUGAAAGGGAAGCCAUUAAAGACCGGACAGUAACCAAUUCAUCUGCAAGGAAAGAUGAUGUUAAAUAGAGCACCAUGAAAUCUACAUCAUACAGUUGAUGUUUUGGUGGCCCAUCGACGUAUUUGUUGCCAGAAACUGGUGGUCGAUUUAAGAAUCAUUUUCUACUUCACGCCCUAAUUCGACCAAGUUAACGCAAAUUACCCCUGCUUCGAACUCAAAACCUUAUGCCUGCAAUUCUUUUUGAGGCAGGUUUUACUUUCUCAGAAGCUGCCAUACAGGUCAAGAUCUGUCUACCCUUAAGCUCUGUUUUUGAAGAAACCGGAAACUGGACGGCGACUUGACAUUUACUUGUUCAGGUACAUCCUCUUCAGAGGGAUAAAUUAUGCGUAUGGUUAAGUACAACUCGCUCAAUUGUAUUCGAGCUGUAAAUAUUAUAACUAGAUAUGCUAGCACUGUAAUCUUUUCGUCACUAAUGUCGAAACGUUUUGUACCAUCUCAUCGAAAAGGGUAACGUUCUGUGAAUA
Messenger RNA from Pyrus x bretschneideri (Chinese white pear), 4502 nucleotides. Its product is annotated as formin-like protein 14. The record is from RefSeq and is a predicted model, not a curated record. Lineage: Eukaryota; Viridiplantae; Streptophyta; Magnoliopsida; Rosales; Rosaceae. The coding region runs from base 261 to 4046 and encodes 1261 amino acids. The transcript is spliced from 18 exons.